CAAUCGGAUAAAUAAAACAAAAACAAACCACGUUACAUAUCACAUCCACAACAAGUGGUGGUUCUUUUGGCCACCACCACUCAUCGCCGCCACCACCACCACCAUGGAUUCCAUCUUAUUCCACCACCCACCGUUCACCACCACAACACACCCAACAACCUACGCCCUUCCUAAACAACCACCACCACUUUCCACCCUCAAGCCAUCAACUCUCACUUGCCGUGCACUCGGAGACAUCACCGGUGGCGAAAACGGUGCCGUUUUCGGCGUUUCAAGCUCCAACCCCGGUGAACUAUUCCCCUCCCCAGAAAAUUCAGAAAAUUUCAAUACAAUUAAAGCCGAAAUCACCCCCGAAACCGUUGAUUUCUUCGUUAGUGAUGCCGACGGUGAUCCCGAUUGCCCCUCAGACGGCUUCUCCUCCGUCGAGGACGCCCUUUCCACUCUCCGGCGAGGAAAGCUUGUGAUCGUGGUGGAUGAUGAAAACGGCGUUAUCGAAGGAAACUUUGUGUUUCCGGCGAGUUUCACGACACCGGAAACCAUCGGCUUCGUGAUGAGACAUGGCUCCGGCAUCAUAUCCGUAGGUAUGACGUCAGAAGAUCUUGAAAGAUUAAACCUCCCUUUAAUGUCUCCGGAAAAUGAAAACUCAUUGGCUCCAUCUUUCACAAUCACCGUGGAUUCGAUUGAUACGGCUACCGGAGUGUCGGCUUCGGAUCGGGCGAAGACGAUUCUCGCGUUAGCUUCUCUGGACUCUGGGCCCGAAAGUUUUAGACGGCCGGGCCAUGUGUUUCCGUUGAAGUAUCGGCCCGGUGGGGUUCUAAGACGGGCGGGUCACACCGAGGCGUCUGUGGAUCUUGUUCAACUUGCGGGGUUGGAUCCGGUUUCGGUUCUUUCGACUAUUGUGAACCCUGAGGAUGGUUCUAUCGCGCCAUUGGACCGGUUGAGAUCACUAGCUGUUGAUCAUGACAUUCCCGUUGUUUUGAUCACUGAUUUGAUUAGGUAUAGAAGAAAGCGAGAGAGACUAGUUGAAAAGAUCGCGAUUUCUCGGCUGCCAACAAGGUGGGGUUUGUUUGAAGCUCAUUGCUAUCAAAACAAACUAGACGGAACCGAACAUAUAGCCGUUGUCAAGGGGGACAUUGGGAACGGGCUUGAUGUGUUAGUACGUGUCCACUCAGAAUGUUUGACCGGAGAUAUAUUCGGGUCGGGUCGUUGCGAUUGUGGCAAUCAAUUAUCAUUAGCGAUGGAAAUCAUCGAGGAAUCCGGAAGAGGAGUACUUAUCUAUCUUCGCGGACACGAAGGUAGAGGCAUAGGCUUAGGUCACAAGUUACGAGCGUAUAACUUGCAAGAUCUCGGUCAUGACACCGUAGAAGCCAAUCUAGAACUCGGGUUUGCUCCUGAUGCACGUGAAUACGGGAUUGGAGCCCAGAUGUUACGAGACAUUGGAGUUCAAACGAUGCGCCUAAUGACUAACAACCCGGCUAAGUUUACCGGGCUCAAGGGCUAUGGUUUGGCAAUUGUGGAACGAGUUCCGGUCAUGACUCCAAUUACCGAUGAAAAUAGGAGGUACUUGGAAACUAAGAGAACAAAGAUGGGCCAUAUAUAUGGAUCUGAUAUACCAGACCUUUAAUAAGCCCAAACAUACCAUUUUUUAAAUGUUUGGACCAUAAUCAAUAUAAUUUAGCCUUUAUACACAUUAUGUUUGCAUUCGGUUUUAGCUCGAAGCCAAGACCGAAAAUUGCUCAAAUAUGAAACCGAGGGCCAACCACGACACCUUAAUUUCGGUUCGGUCACUCAGGUUGGGCGGUUCGGACCGAAUGGCACUCAACCCUACACACAUGUACCUAUUGUAAAAAAAAGAAAGAAAAAUAAAGUUGGCAUUUUAAUGUAA
This is a messenger RNA of Helianthus annuus (common sunflower), 1885 nucleotides long. Its product is annotated as monofunctional riboflavin biosynthesis protein RIBA 3, chloroplastic. Gene Ontology annotation, biological process: riboflavin biosynthetic process. The transcript has 6 exons. The record is from RefSeq and is a predicted model, not a curated record. Gene Ontology annotation, molecular function: 3,4-dihydroxy-2-butanone-4-phosphate synthase activity; GTP cyclohydrolase II activity. Gene Ontology annotation, cellular component: cytosol. The coding region runs from base 104 to 1624 and encodes 506 amino acids. Lineage: Eukaryota; Viridiplantae; Streptophyta; Magnoliopsida; Asterales; Asteraceae.